This is a messenger RNA of Protopterus annectens (West African lungfish), 6046 nucleotides long. It is a transcript of the gene PAX5, whose product is annotated as paired box 5. Gene Ontology annotation, molecular function: RNA polymerase II cis-regulatory region sequence-specific DNA binding; DNA-binding transcription factor activity, RNA polymerase II-specific. The record is from RefSeq and is a predicted model, not a curated record. NCBI's taxonomy places the organism in Eukaryota, Metazoa, Chordata, Ceratodontiformes, Protopteridae. The transcript is spliced from 10 exons. Gene Ontology annotation, biological process: anatomical structure development; regulation of transcription by RNA polymerase II. Bases 1156 to 2331 code for a protein of 391 amino acids.
CAUUUCUUCACUAUGGAUGCGAAAUAGCCGGAGGGCACAGCAAAUACCUUUGGUAAAUCUUAUGGACCACAAAGCUCAAAAUAUAGGAGGUCCCGAAGAUACAUGGAAUCAGAAUAAGCUUCUCCAAAGGAUAACAUAACGGCAGAGAGUUACAGUUCAUUAUAAUGGCAUUUUUUAUUUUCUGAAUACAUCUCAAAGCAGCAGAGCAAGUUCACUCAGGACAGACAACCCAUAUGGUUGCAUCGUUCAAGUGUUCUGCCACUUAAAGCUGAAUUCAAGGAGUCUUCCUGUUUGGACGGCUGCCAGCACAUUCCUUCUUAUUGCAGCGUAUCCAAUGCAAACCGAUUCUAAAGGAGAACUUUUUCUGUGGAGUUCCUGCAAGCAUAAUCUGGACUACCACAAAUGCCAAUACGUUCACCUAGAAACUGAGCAAAACGGGCGACAUCUGGGUACCAAACACAACCCGUUCGUAAUUCAGUGGAAUAAUUUACUGUAGCCCAAACGAGCUACCUUUUGGGGAUAAUUGUAUCAGUCCGACAAAUUCGUUUUUGCGAUAUACACGUUAAUGCCCGAGCCGCAGCACCAGAACACUGAAUUAAACAUAUACAUAUAUAUAUGUAUAUACAGAAUCACUCCAACCACUUUAAGACAGCGAAUCUGGAUUCUCUGAUAAUAUAUUAAGCAAACCGAAGCCAGAUCCCCAUAACUAACUCGACUGUUUACAGUCGCUGGAUUUAAUAUUACAACCGGCAUUGUGCAACUAUAACUUAAGUUUCGGAGGUCAAUUUCUAAUACUAUCAGUUCUGCAAAUUAUUUUCCUAGCGAUAUCGACGGAGUACUGCUGCUUUCUUCAGGGCAGUGGAAUGUGGUAGGACAGUAGAACCUUGCCAGGCAGUACUUCCCGAGGGGAUGCAGGCUUUCGCUUAAAUCCACCACUCUGCCACCUUACCUGCGUAGUUACACUAACAAACCCAUAAAAAUAAAAAUCCAGACGUUUUGUGCAAAUUUCACUGUUUUAAAUCAGGAAUAAAGCAACAUAAACCACGGCACGUGUUUCUGAUCUUGGAAUACGUGCUGAGAAAUACUUGCAGUUGGUGUUUUGAAGGAGUUAAUCUUCACCGAGAAGCCCACAGUUCGGGCUACAUAAGCUCUUCGAUGGAAAUACAUUGCAAGCACGACCCAUUUGCAGCAAUGCAUAGACACGGAGGGGUGAACCAGCUGGGAGGAGUAUUUGUCAACGGUCGGCCACUACCCGACGUCGUGCGGCAGCGCAUUGUGGAACUGGCUCACCAGGGCGUUCGGCCUUGCGAUAUCUCUAGGCAACUACGGGUCAGCCACGGCUGCGUCAGCAAGAUACUGGGCAGGUAUUAUGAAACCGGGAGUAUUAAACCUGGUGUGAUUGGAGGGUCCAAACCAAAGGUUGCUACACCCAAAGUUGUCGACAAAAUUGCUGAAUAUAAACGCCAAAAUCCUACCAUGUUUGCCUGGGAGAUAAGGGACCGACUUUUGGCUGAAAGAGUGUGUGAUAAUGACACUGUCCCCAGUGUCAGUUCCAUAAACAGGAUUAUUCGGACUAAAGUACAGCAACCUCCAAAUCAGCAAGUCCCUUCCUCAAGUCAUAACAUAGCCUCUACAGGGUCAGUGACUCAGGUGUCUUCAGUGAACAGUGACCCUGCGGGCUCUUCUUACUCCAUCAGUGGAAUUCUGGGAAUCACUUCCUCUAACACUGAUACCAGCAACAAACGCAAGCGGGACGAAGGUGUUCAGGACUCUCCUAUUCCAAAUGGACAUUCCCUUCCUGGCAGGGAUUUCCUGAGGAAGCAGAUGCGGGGAGAUAUUUUUACACAGCAGCAGUUAGAAGUUUUGGAUCGUGUCUUUGAUAGACAGCACUAUUCAGACAUCUUCAGCACUACAGAGCCCAUCAAGCCUGAGCAGACAACAGAAUAUUCUGCUAUGGCAUCGUUAUCAGGUGGCCUGGAUGAUAUGAAAUCUAAUCUUGCAAACCCUACUGCAGCAGAUUUGGGAGCCAGUGUUCCUGGACCACAGCCAUAUCCAAUUGUAACAGGUCGUGAUUUGGCAAGCACAACCCUCCCCGGAUACCCUCCGCACGUCCCCCCUGCUGGACAGGGCAGCUACUCUGCUCCAACGCUGACAGGAAUGGUGCCUGGUGGAGACUUUUCUGGAAGUCCUUAUAGCCACCCACAAUAUUCAACUUAUAAUGAAUCCUGGAGAUUUCCCAAUCCUGGGCUACUAGGCUCUCCGUAUUAUUAUAGUGCGGCUGCAAGAGGAGCAGCACCUACAGCAGCAGCCACUGCUUAUGAUCGCCACUGACUACAAGCACUUAAUAAACAUGGCACCUGAGACAAACUUAUGUGAAUCACACAGACUAAGACUAUCUCUUCUUUCUACUUGGUGAAUAAAUCAACAGUUAUCAUUGAACAUUGUAUGCUGGCCUUUACAGAUUAUUUUGGAGUUUGUCAGUGCCAAUUCAAAAUCUGCCAGCAUGAAUCAAUAUUCUUUCAACAUUCCAAAUACAUCUGCAAAUAGUUGUUCUGAAGGAAAUCAGGGACCAUUUGGUCAGCUAUUACAGGUUCUCUCACUUGGACUGAACAUUUUUUAUUAUUUGGAAGAUUUUGCAGAACAAAAAUGGCAUUAUACUUAGGUUAUGUGAUUAGGCUCAUUUAUGUUUUUGAAUAAAAAAAUAAUAUUUGCUUAACUUAUACUAGACCAGUGUAUAUAACAUGUAUUUGUAUGUCAUUAGGACAGUUGCUUACUAUGGUUACAUCACACAAUCAAUUUAUUCCAAAUGUAUUUUGGAACUGAUGCACUGAUUAAAGGUAUUUGGUAAGCUUUAACCAACUUUAAACCAGGUUAACAGCCAUUAUGGCUGUAUGCUAUGGACUUACAGACUCUUUCCAAAUGUGCAACAGACAACAUUCUUUUUUGUAGUUUUGUGAAGGUGCCACAAGAUGCCAAGAAAUGUCAGUCAGAUAUUUUGAACAGCAUGAGGUAUUCUAGCUUCAUGGAAGAGUAACACCUAAUUUCCAUUGAAAUGGCUGUAGAAAUCUGUUUUACAAUUGCAAAUGAAACAAUGGAAAGGAAAUUGCUGAUGUCACCAGUAAAUAUAACGUGUGCCUAUAUUAACUUGUUAAAAGAAUAUUAGCUUUCCUUAAAUGUGACAGCUAUUAUUGCAAGGGGAGAUAUUGUGUUAGAAACUUCUGCCUUGUAUUGUCUUGCAAGUACUUGGGGUGAAACAUGGACUACAUAUCACACCCACUAUACACAGCAGCUACAGUCUGCACAACAGAAGUACAGUCCUUUGCUCAAUGUGCUCCUUCCAAGGCCAGCUUUACGUAGUUCUGAUAUAUAAGAAUACUCCACACAAAUCUUUUCUUAAAUAAGUUUAAACAAGCUGGAUGCAUAAAGACAUGGGCAAAAUUAGGGUGCACAGAUUUUUUUUUUUUAGCAGUAGGGAGAGUCACUGGCCUCUCUGCCCCAUGGCUAGUGCAGAAUGUGAUGGUAUCUUUAACAAAAGCAUUAUUCUGUGCAUUAUCAGAUGAUUAUGACCAGUACCGACCAGACAGAUUUUUUUCUGGUGGUGGGAAUUGAAAUGAAAUAUAUUUUCAAUACAGUGAUGCAAAGUAUAUACUUAUGAUCAUAAAUUUGAGGUGUACUGUAUUCUGCAAAUUUUAACUGCAAAUUAUUAUAUUCUUCAUUAAUGCAAAGCUAGUAAAUAUUUCAUGUCAAACAAUCAGGAGCAUUUGGGUAUUGUUUUUGUACCUGCUACUAGAGUGUGUUAAAUUCUUACUAAAGCUGGUUUGCAUUUUGCCAUUCAGAAUGUGGUUGGAUAGUCAUUCAUUAGUAUUAUAUCACUGAGUUUAUCUGAAAGGCAAGUAAUGUAAAAUACAGCAUAGAUUUUUCAUAGUUCCCUGAUUCUCUUUGCCUCAGUUUUUGAUCUUUGAAGAACCAUACCUGUAAGUUCAUCAAAAUAACCCUGCAUCCUUAGUGCCACCCUCUUGGUAUAAGUUAUGUGUGAACCUGCACUUUUACUUUCGUGCUCCUAAUCACUAUCAGUCACAAUUUCCCAGUGUUUCUCUUCCAUCAGUGCAGGAGCCUAGUACUUAUGUCACUUCCUAUCUCAUACACUUUGCCAACUGUGUCUGGCAGUUGGUGCGAAGAGUUAAGGCUGUGAGCUGCAGUUCCUGCGGUACAGGGUUGGAUUCUGUCAGCCCUUAUUUGCCUAAUGUGUGACCUUGGAUAAAAUCACUUCGUCAGAUAGUGCUUGGGUAAGCUCCUCAAUUCUCCCCUGGACUGCACGCCCUAGUAACUACCUAUGUACUUAGUUCAGGAUAAUUCCUUUAGGUGACACCAUGGGACCAGCUCUAAAUGAAGAGAUCAUUUCCAUCUAUGUCUUGAGUGUGCCAUGAGGUUCUGUUUGUCACACAUUUUUACUUCAUACUGCCUCACCCAGUCUCAUUCCAGUUAUUUUGGUCCUGCAGCCCCCUACAUAUUUAGUGGUACACUUCAGCUAGCGACAAGAAGAUAUUCCACUAAACAAAAUAAAAACAGUGGGCAGUAUAGCAUGCAUCAUUCAAACUAGUGGUCUGACCACUGAGCAUCAUCUUUAUACUAAUUCCAGACUUGUAGUUCUAUGGAGCCAGAGGUCAUUCACAUUUCAUGACUCUCAGCUUCCUUAAUGUUAGGCAGUAUGCUCUUAUUGACACUGUUUGCCUACCCAGCCUCAUUAUUUUACCUUUAGCUUCCUCCUCCUCCUAGCUUUCAAAUGCAUUUGUGAACCUUAAGAUAAUGGAAAUGAAACAUUAAUGGCAUUUGCCAAGGUAGGUGACAUAAUGUUUUCUGCUUUAUUUGGCUUGCAUCAGUUAAGAAAAAGGGUUGAAAACAUAUUUAUGUAGAUGAACAAAUGAGCACUUGCCACUUGCUUUAUUUGUAAAGAUUACACUUGGGUUAUUUUUACUCUGCUGUGCUAAUAAUAGUCGUGGUUAGCUGACUACUAAAUACACUGGAUGCUUUUUCUAUACUGCUGUAUUGCUUUCUAAGGAAGGGGUGGGACAUUAGCACUUGGUCAGCUUAUUAAUCUUCUCUCCAGUGUGAAGCAUUAUAAAUGGAGGAUUUGCAACAAAUCCAGUUUGAUAAACAGAUGCUUAUCAGUGUUUAUUGGUGUUUACGGUUCAUGUGAAUCUGUAGUGGAAACAAUUCUUUUCCCUAACACAUAUGCAUCUACAGACAUGCACUAGCCCAGUUCGUAAACGGUUAGCAACAUGUAACAGUCAAUUGUUUUUGCUUAGCCUUGUAUUGCUGUAAUCUCAACUUCAGUGUCUUGGUUUUUUCACUUUCUAGUGGCCUUUGUACAUUCUAGAAUUAUGUAAAUGUGUAACUAACUAAAAUGGUGGAGUUCAUUUUUAAAAUACUUUAAAAGGUUUUCUUAGAACUAUGACACAAAGACCUAUUUGUAUAAGGGACUUCCAGCAUAAAAAAUAUUGAUAGUAUCCACCAAAGUAUGUGAUGCCUGCAAAAAGCUUACAUGUAAAAAAAAUUAAAAAUUGCCUUUGAAGGUUGGAGACAAAUUAUGGUCUCCACAUAAAAUUGCUUCUUACAAUGUGUAUGUUUUGUAUUCUUUUUCUAGUAGAGAAAGAAACAACUUGAAAUAUUGGUGUUUUUUUCUUAGUGCUGUGUGUUGCUUUUGUGUGUAAUAAUAUUUGAAUGUAAUUACAGCGGUGCCAAUUUGCCAAAGAUGUCCAAUAUAUUUUCUUUAUCUUUUUGAUUUUAUUUUUAUUUUGCAACUUUUCUUGUCAGUACUGGGAUUUGUGACUUUGUUUUAAAUUAAAUGGUUUAUUGCAAUUUUUUAGGUUAGUUAAUGAAACAUGCAAUAAGACUGGCGUAGUUUCAGUAUAUGUGUGUCUGUUUUUGAGAGUGACUGUCAUUUGUGAAUUAUUGGUUUGUGUAACUUUUAUGUGAAAAUAAUUAUUUGUAAAUAUUUACCAUAAUUUUAUUGGUUCUUAAAAAUAAAAGUAAUUUUUUAAGUUCA